Vicia villosa (hairy vetch) is the source of this 4405-nucleotide messenger RNA. Its product is annotated as disease resistance protein RPV1-like. NCBI's taxonomy places the organism in Eukaryota, Viridiplantae, Streptophyta, Magnoliopsida, Fabales, Fabaceae. The coding region runs from base 209 to 4099 and encodes 1296 amino acids. Gene Ontology annotation, molecular function: ATP hydrolysis activity; ADP binding. The transcript is spliced from 6 exons. Gene Ontology annotation, biological process: defense response; signal transduction. The record is from RefSeq and is a predicted model, not a curated record.
ACAAGCUUUUGCCGCGAAUAAACCCAGUCCCUAAAGUUUCCUCCAAAAAGUCAAAGGAUGUAUUGUAGUUCAACCAAACACACUGAAUAUCCAUAUUCAAGGUAAGAGAUUCCAUUUUUUUCACAUAGCCUUGUGCUACAGCAAAGCAGCAACAUCCGUUUUAUUCUGCGUUGAAUCUGCAGACUUUAAUUUUCUGAUUCAAUCGUUCAUGUCUUCCUCAAAGCUUCCAUCUAUUGUGCCACUUCAACCCAAAAGCGGACAGAUUAGAAGAAAAGUUUUAAAAGACUUAGCGAGAGAUAAAAAAAAGGACAAAAAAUUCGACAUAUUGAAGGAAUUAAAAUGGGAUAAAGCGCGGUUACGAAGUAUUGUAACAGAAGACUAUCGUUAUCCGCGCGUUUUACGUUUUAAAGCUUCUCUUCAACUGUUCCGUGAAAUGGAAACGUUCAUCAAAAGUUUGAGAGAAGAAAACACAGAUGCAUCUUUCACUUCACAAUCUAUUCCAUACCUUAAAUCUCUCAUUUCAGAACUCACUUCUUCUCUUCAAGUGGACGUCAAUAGAGAGAUCCUUUUAGAAAUAGAACCGAAACCAUUUCCCACUUUACGUCUCCGUCGUUCUCUUAAAAAACUUAAAGUAUUGUUAAGAGGAGAAGUCACACGUGCAUCUUUCACUUCACUUAUCCGUGGUUGCAUUAAAGGCUAUGAAUAUGCCAUUUCAGAAUUCUAUGCUUCUUUUCAAGAGGACGGGUUUGACGUUAAUAGAGUGAUCAACGAACAUGAAGUAUUCUUAAGUUUUAGAGGAGAUGACACUCGUGCAUCUUUCACUUCACAUCUCCAUGCUUCUCUUCAAAACGAUGGAAUCUCUGUUUUCAUGGACGAGGAUUCGCUUCUAAGAGGAAAUCACAUUUCAUCAUCACUUCUGCGAGCAAUUGAAGACACUAAGAUCUCUGUGGUUGUUUUCUCAAGAAAUUAUGCUGAGUCGAGAUGGUGUUUGGCAGAAUUGGUGAAAAUAAUGUCGUGUCAGAGAACCGUAGGGCAGGUGGUGCUUCCAGUCUUCUAUGGUGUAGAUCCAUCUGAGGUUCGUCACCAAACUGGUGCGUUUGGAGAAGCAUUUCGAAGUCUUUUGGAUAGGAUUUCAAAGGGCAAGAAAAAAAAGUCUCUCAAAUGGAGAGAAGCACUUCGUCAAGCUGCUGCCCUCGCUGGUUUCGUAGUUCUAGAUGCAAGGAAUGAAAGGGAGGCUAUCAAUCAUAUUGUUGAAAAAGUUACUCUUUUGCUUGACAAGACACAAUUGUUUGUUGCUGAUAAUCCAGUGGGAGUUGAAUCACGAGUGCGAGAUAUGAUUCAACAGCUAGAUAUCCAACAAUCAAAUAAAGUUCUACUCCUAGGGAUGUGGGGUAUGGGAGGAACCGGUAAAACUACCAUUACAAAAGCCAUUUACAACAAAAUUGGCCGCAAUUUCGAAGGUAGGAGUUUCCUGGCAAAUAUUAGGGAAACUUGGGAAGGAACUACUGGAAAAGUGUCUUUACAAGAACAACUUCUGUUGGAUAUCUUCAAAGAAACAAAAACCAAGAUACAAAGCAUUGAGUCCGGGAAAAUUACAUUGAAGAAUAGGCUUUGUCAUAAAAGAGUACUUCUCAUACUUGAUGAUGUGAAUAGUUUGGACCAACUAAAAGCUUUGUGUGGAAGUCGUAAAUGGUUUGGUUCUGGGAGUAGAAUAAUUAUCACAACCAGAGAUAAACAUAUACUUAGAGAACUACGAGUUAACAAAGUAUACGCAAUGAAAGAAAUGGAUGAAAAGGAAUCAAUUGAGCUUUUUAGUUUGAAUGCAUUCAAGCAGCCUAGUCCUAGAAAACAAUUUGCUGAAAUUUCUAGAAAUAUUGUUGAAUACUGUGGAGGAUUGCCACUAGCUCUGGAAGUCAUUGGUUCCUAUUUGUUUGACAGAGGAUUAACAGAUUGGAAGUGUGUAUUGGAAAAAAUCAAAAUAAUUCCCAAUGAUCAAGUACAACAGAAGUUAAAAAUUAGCUAUGAUGGUUUACAUGAUGACCUUGAGAAAGAAAUAUUUCUUGACAUAGCUUGUUUCUUUAUUGGGAUGGACCGAAAUGAUGUUAUACAGAUAUUAAAUCCUUGUGGAUUUUUUGCAGAAAUUGGAAUAAGUGUGCUUGUUGAGCGAAGUCUGUUAACUGUUGAUGAUAAAAACAAGCUUGGAAUGCAUGAUUUGUUAAGAGAUAUGGGAAGAGAAAUCAUUCGUGAAAAAUCGCCCAAGGAGCCCGAGGAGCGUAGCAGAUUAUGGUUUCGUGAUGAUGUGCUUGGUGUUUUAUUUGAUCAAAAUGGAACAAAAGCUGUUGAGGGACUAGCUUUGAAGAUGCCAAUAGCUAAUUCAAAAUGUUUUAACACUAGAGCAUUUAAGAAGAUGAAGAGACUCAGAUUGCUUCAACUUCUUGGUGUACAACUUGAUGGAGAUUUUGAAUAUCUUUCAAGAAAUUUAAGAUGGCUAUGUUGGAAUGGAUUUCCUUUAACAAGCAUACCUUCAAAUUUUUAUCAAGGAAACUUAGUUUCCAUGGAGUUAGAAAACAGCAAUAUGAGAUUUGUGUGGAAAGAGACCCCGAGAAUGGAGAUGCUGAAAAUCCUAAACCUUAGUCAUUCCCAUCAUCUUAUGCAGACCCCAAACUUCUCAAAUUUGCCUAAUCUUGAAAAGCUAAUACUUGUAGAUUGUCCAAUGUUAUCUGAGGUUUCCAACAGCAUUGGAGAUCUCAAUAAAAUUCUUCUAAUAAAUUUGGAAGACUGUAUUAACCUAUGUAACCUUCCAAGAAGCAUUUAUAAGUUGACAUCUCUCAAAACUCUAAUUCUUUCAGGGUGUUUAAUGAUUGACACGUUGGAAGAAGACAUAGAACAAAUGGAAUCUUUAACCACUCUGAUUGCAAAUAACACUGGAAUAACAAGAGUUCCGUUUUCUAUAGUGAGAUCAAAAAGCAUUGGCUACAUUUCUUUGUGCGGCUAUGAAGGUUUCUCACGGGAUGUGUUUCCAGCUAUCAUUUCGUCUUGGAUGUCUCCAACAAAUAAUUUUACACCCCAUUUACAAACAUCUACUAUUAUGUCAUCUCUUGUUCCUUUAGAUGUACUACAUAGUAGUUCCCAGGAGCUAUCAUCGAUUUCCAAGUACCUUCCAAGUCUUAGAAGUCUUUGGGUGGAGUGCAGCUCAGAAGAUCAGCUUUCUCAUGAUACAACAAUAAUUUUAGAGGCAUUAUAUGCCCUAAAUUCUCGAGAAUUGGAUCCAACAACAACCACAUCACAAGUAUCAAAAAAUUCCUUGAAAUCUCUUUUCAUUCAACUGGGAAUGAAUUGCGAAGUUGCAAAUAUUCUGAAAGAGAAAGUUUUACAGUAUAUGACCGGCGAUGAGAGUGGUGGUUGUGUGCUCCUGGGUGAUAGUUAUCCCAAUUGGUUAAACUUCAAUUGUGAUGGUUCUUCUGUAAGUUUUGAAGUCCCUCAAGUAGAAGGGCAUAACUUGAAGUCAUUGAUCUGCAUUGCCUAUUCAUCAACUCCGGAUAACUUAACUUCGGAUGGUCUUAAAAAUGUGUUGGUGAAAAAUUACACGAAGGCCACCAUUCAGCUCUAUAAGAAAGAGACACUAGCUUCCUUUAAGGAUGAGGAGGGGGAGAGAGUAGUAUCAAGUAUAGAACCCAGAGAUAAAGUGGAGGUGGUGGUUGUUUUUGAGAAUGGUUUCAGUGUGAAGAAAACUACAGUUUAUCUCGUAUAUGAUGAACCAAUGGGAGAAAAAAGGGAACAAUGUGAAGCACCAGAAGGAAAUAUUAUUGCUUGUAGUGCUGAUGAAAAUGAAAGCAUACAAUGUGAAGCGGCAGAUGAAAAUGCUAUCGCUUAUAGUGCGGAUGAAAAUGAAAGCGUACAAUGUGAAGAACCAUUACCAGACGAAAAUGCUAAUGCUUAUAGUGCUGAUGAAAAUGAAAGCAUAUUAAGGACGAGCUCUCCACAAGUGGAACUCGUGGAAAAAAAUGUUAGUGCCGGUAGUUGUUGUGGAUCUGUCAAAUAUAGUUUUAGACAGUGGAUUACAAAUUUUAUGUGUAGAUUAGUGGAGUGCUGGGGAUAGUCAAGUUGGACUUGAUUUUGUAGGUGGAAAUCAGCCAUUUUUUCAGAAGUCAUUCAGUUUGAGGACAAACUUGGCAAUCUCUGUAUGAAAUUUAUGAUAUGCUGCUAAAUGUUGUUAUAAAUUUGUUACUACUGUGUGCCUUUGGUUUAGUUUUUGUUCUUUUGGUCUUUAUAAGUCCUGUUAUCUCACACUCGAUGUCUUAUUUGGUUAUCUCAUUGUGAAUCAUAUCUUAAAAAAAGUUUAAAAAUCAUUUUUGAUAGAAACAGUACCCAUUUUAAAGGCAUGUAAAAGCUUUUUUGAUAUUAA